GCGCGCCGGCCGGCGGCGCGUGUGUUGUGGUGCGGCGGCGGCAAGAUGGCGGCGCCCGGGGGCUCGGCGGGCGCCGCGGCGCUGAGGGCGCUGGUCCAGCAGUUCACCGCCAUCACCGGUGCCAGUGAAAGCGUGGGGAAGCAUAUGCUUGAGGCAUGCAACAACAACCUGGAGAUGGCUGUCACCAUGUUCCUAGAUGGAGGAGGGAUAGCAGAGGAGCCCAGCACCAGCUCUGCAGCAGUGUCUGCUGUCCGCCCGCACCCUGAGGAUGAAGUACGAGCUCCAAUUCCUCAAAAGCAGGAAAUCUUAGUAGAGCCUGAGCCCUUGUUUGGAGCUCCUAAAAGACGCAGACCUGCUCGCUCAAUAUUCGAUGGCUUUCGGGAUUUUCAGACAGAGACCAUCCGGCAGGAGCAGGAGCUCCGGAACGGAGGGGCCGUGGACAAGAAGCUGACGACGCUGGCAGAUCUCUUCAGACCUCCCAUUGACCUGAUGCACAAAGGCAGCUUUGAAACGGCCAAGGAGUGUGGUCAGAUGCAGAACAAGUGGCUCAUGAUAAACAUUCAGAACGUGCAAGAUUUUGCCUGCCAGUGCCUCAACCGUGACGUCUGGAGCAACGAGGCUGUGAAGAACAUCAUCAGGGACCACUUCAUUUUUUGGCAGGUGUACCAUGACAGUGAGGAAGGACAGCGGUACAUACAGUUCUAUAAAUUAGCAGACUUCCCUUAUGUCUCCAUCCUGGAUCCCAGGACAGGCCAGAAGCUCGUGGAGUGGCACCAGUUAGAUGUGACUUCUUUCUUGGACCAAGUGACCGGGUUCCUGAGUGAGCACGGCCAGCUGGACGGCCACUCCAGUAGCCCUCCCCAGAAAUGCUCCCGCUCAGAGAGUCUCAUCGAUGCCAGUGAGGACAGCCAGCUGGAAGCUGCCAUCAGAGCCUCGCUCCAGGAGACACAUUUUGAUUCCUCACAGGCCAAGCAGGAGAGCCGGUCGGACGAGGAGUCGGAGUCAGAGCUUUUUUCUGGAAGUGAAGAGUUCAUUUCUGUUUGUGGAUCUGAGGAGGAGGAGGAGUCAGAGAUCCCAGCCAAGCUGAGGAAGUCUCCACACAAGGACUUGGGGUAUAAAAAAGAGGAGAGCCGGAGGCCUCAGCCUGAGCCCUCUGCAAGGACUGAGCCUGGGACAGCAUCAAACCACAGAGUCCUGCCCUGCAUCGAUGCAGGGGCACUGGAGGAGUCACCUGACAAGCCUGAAAGUACGUUCCGGAGCCUGGACGUGAAUGGACCAAAGGCACAGCUGAUGCUGAGGUAUCCAGAUGGAAAGAGGGAGCAAGUUUCACUGCCUGAACAAGCUAAACUUCUGGCUCUUGUGAAACAUGUCCAGUCCAAAGGCUACCCCAACGAACGUUUUGAACUGCUCACCAACUUCCCUCGGAGGAAACUCUCCCACCUGGACUAUGAGAUCACGUUACAGGAGGCAGGCCUGUGUCCUCAAGAGACUGUCUUUGUGCAGGAAAGGAAUUAGCACUGUGGCCUGAGCUCUCCCAGCCUUCCUCCCUCUCCUCUUUGCCUGGGACAGGAGUUGUUAAAUAUGCAGUUAAGGGUCAUGGGAUUGCAGUGCUGGAAUCAGCCAGCUGACUGGCCCUUCCUUCUCCCUCCUCCUCCUCUCUCUCUCUCUCUCUCCCCCUCCCUUCUCCCACUCUAGUGACCAAAUGAGAGUGCUCAGUUUUAUUCCUCAGCUGCAGAGAGCAUUGGGAAGAACAUCUUUCCUCUGCUUUCCUGGAAUAAAGUAAAACAGUGAUCUGUGUAUCCAGCAUGCUGGAGCUUGGAGUGGCCAUAAUACACAAACCCUUCUCGCUGCUACUCUUAAAUCUGUUUUAAUUUAUUUUUGAAAGGAGUGUGUGAUAAGGCACGGAGGCAUCUCUCUGUAAGGAGAGAGCAUAACUUUCAGCAUAGUCUUUCCUUUGUUUGGAUUCCUUACACAAAAGGUUUCCAUUAACCUUCCAGCCCUUCUUACCCAACACUCUAGUUUUGGAAAGGAGUUGGGUUGAGCCGUGGUAAAAUACUCUGCCCCACCUAAUUCAAAGGCUUCUACAUUGCCUGCAUGUUUACCUCCUGCUUUAAAUUGCCAGUGGACAUAGUAGAAAAUCCAACCAACCCCCCCAGAAAUCCAGCUGUGCUCCAUAUGGGAUUGACUGCUUGGCCCAGAGAGAAAGCUGUCAGUCCAGUGCUGGAGCAGCACCAGCUCCUUUGUGGCAAUGGGUGGGUUAUCCAUGUUCUCUUCCCAGCAUCCUCAAAGUGUAUUCUAACUUGCUCUCAGGAUUUUGCAAACAACAAGGGUACUGUAAAGGUUUUGGAUUCCCUGAAAACACCUGCCACAGAGACCUGACAGUCAGUUGGCUUUUUUCCUUGGCACCAUGGUUGGCUUUUCUAGGAGUGAGUGGUUUUACAGCACUGACAGCAUUGAGCAUCAAUUAAUGGUUCAUAAAACACCUCCCAACCUGGUGGCUUGAAUCCUCUGGGAAGGUUUUUGUUCUGUUUCUGUGUUCAUCUACUGUCACUUACCUCUGCAUUUGGGAGGGCUGCAUGGCAAGCAUUCUCCUUGGUGCAGGCUUUGCUUUCAGCUCUGGAAGCUGGCACCACAAGUCAGUGCCCUGGUUUUCCUCCAGUGUCUUCUCUAGACAUGGAGCUGUUGGUCAGUUGAUGUUUCAGCAGAUGUUCCAGUGGGACAGGAGUUAGCACAGUGUGGUGGAUUUGUGUAUUUACAACUAAAAGCUCAGUUUAACAUGGGCUUCAGUCACUGAGGAGAAAGGCACAUGGGACCUGGCAUAACUGCUGACGUUCUGCCAGUCUCAGAUGAUUGUCCUUGUUAAAGACUUUAGUAGUCACAAAUUUACAUAUUCCAGUUUUUCAAGACAUUUUGCCUUUGAUUUUGUACUAGCAUCUGUACUUUGGAACCUCUAAAUGCAAGAAAAUGCAGAAAACGUCUGACAUUCCCCAUGAAAACUUCAGCUCACAGCUGUCUCCUGCUCCUAAUUAUUGAGGUUUGACAUGUAAUCAUGCAAUUUUAUAAAUUGAUUUCCCUUCCUGCUGCAGGAUGGAGUGUCAGGAAAGCAGAGUCUCAUCUCUGCUUCUUGAUCAGUGGUUGAUGUGACACCAGAUUUCAUCUUUGGUUUGUAAAGACCCUCAGGUGUGGAGGCUGCUCCCAGCAUGGGGAAGUGAGGGGGUGGUUCUUGUGUUUGGCCUGUGAAGCAGCAGUGGCACCUCCAGACUGAAGGAUCCUUUAGUUCCUGGAUAUCCAGAGCCCUAACUGGUGUUUCCACAUAGACCCAAAACCUACUGGAGCAGCUCCAGCUGUCUGGUUGGAAUAACAAAUCCCAGGUGUGGUUUAUUGGCACCUUCCCUCCCCUGCCCCUCCCGGGCCUGCUCCUGUGUGUGGGGCUGGGCUGAGCUUUGUGAUGAGACCAGGAAUUGCUCAAAUGGGAAAGAAGAUAGGGAAGUUGAACAUUUACACUGAAAAUGGCUUUUUCUAAUGGUUUCUAGGAGUUGGUUCUGUUCCAGGAAACUGUGAUCGUGGGUUGGGUUUUUUUGUUUCUGUGUCACAGUGUGUUUUUUUCUUAUCACUUUUCUUUUGCUUUGCUUUGAGAGAAAGAAACAGAGAGAAAAAAAUUAAGGAAUAUAUAUCCCUGCACAUGGCUCUUCUCUUUGUUCAUUCUUCUCUCUCUGCUUCCCAACCCACACAAACCCAGUGCCACACAUCAGCUGUGCUGUGAAAGCUGAUGAGUAACUGCACCAGCCAGGAUACAACCUCUUCACCUCUGCAUCCCUUUGGAGAAAUGUGUUUUGCUGGCCUGAGGAAUGUGGUUGAAAACACAAAGCAAGUCCUGCCUGGGACAGCUCGUGGCAGUGAAGGUGAUGGGUUGGGCAAUGUUUAAAGAACCUUUAAACAGUCACUUUUAGAUGUGAAAUCUGAAACUCAAAUUGCCUCUGCAGGAAAAAAUGUGUUAAAUUUGAUUGGGAAAUAGGAUGUUGAACUGUGGAUGACAAAGGAAACCAAUCCUUCAAAAGCUGUGGUUUGUGGCUUCCUGUGGGUGUCACUUGGUCAGGAUUUGCAUGUGGUGCUGUGAGGGCUGGUGGGGCCAUAGGAGCAGCAGUGCAUGUGGACAGUGCAGGUUUCUCUGAGUGGAGAACUGCUCUGGGCUGUUGUGUUUGAAGCUGGAGCUCCUUGCUGCUGGUGGAGAUGUUCCCUUUGCCUGUGCUCUUCAUCUAACACGGAUUUCUUUUGGGAUGGGAUCUCCAGCAGUCCCAGGGACAACCAGGAUCCUGGAACAAAAGGUGAAACAAGCUCUGGCUUUCCCUGCCAGGUGCAGCUGACACAUUCAUGUCCCACUUCAGAGGCCCACAGAAGGAUUUUAGAUCUUUCUGAUGCUACAUGCUCUUAAGUCAAACUGAUUGACCAGCUUCAACCUAACAGCAUUCCCCACUGACCUAAAAAGGGCAGGUGGAGGCUGGGCCAAGCAUUUCUGGCCAUACUUGUGUUAUUUUCUUCAGGCUUUGAACUAAAGUUUGUGUUUUUUAUGAUUUCUGAUGUUCAUGGACUGCAGUGUGUUGCUUUUCCUGGUAAAUCAGUUCAGUUCACACCACUGAUCUUAGAGGAAAGUCCAGGAUCUGCAGGUAGCCUUGUAAAAUGCAGUUGUCUGUAAAAGGCAUCCAGAUGUGCCAUUAUUCCUAAGUAGAUCUAAACAGGAAUUUUCCAUCAGCUCUUCCCAGAGCUCCCUGACCUUCUGCUCACUUUUAGGGGGAAGUGACACCUCUCCUUUGUCCAGCUUGUGUUUCACAGGCUCCACGUCCUUCAGAGCUGAUUUGUACACUCAGCUUGCCCUGAGGUUGCUGUGGUUUGUACCUGGGCAGAAACUGGCUUUGGUGCAGGUUUUAGUAACUCAACCUCUCUGCUGAAGGGUCUCAAAUUCAGAGCACCAAGCUGUUUCACUGGGACUCGAGCAACAAGAGAUAAAUUAAAACCAGUUUUCUUUUGGGGGCAGGGCAGCAUUUGGGCUGGUUGGCAGGUAGCCAAUGCUGCAGAGGUGCUUGAAACGUGGUGGAUUUUUUUGGUAAACCACAUAAAGAUGAAAUAAGAACACAGGGACCUGUGUGGGAAUGUCAGUGGGAGUGGGAAGAUCUGUGUCAUUUCUGGGCCUCAUCACUUCAUUUUUAUUCCUUUUUAGUUUGUGUUAAAUGUCACUACUUUGUUCUGGUUUAAUCCCUGUUUUAGUGAAGUUGAUAAAACAGUUAGUCUGGUGUUCCAAGAGGGAGGAGGUGGGGCAGAGAUGUGCUUUAGGUGGGUGAAAUGCAAAGUCACUGUCCUUAAGGACUGGCUGUGCCUUGUCUGGCUGUUCCCAUAGGCUCAAAUCCAGCCUCUGCUCUCCCUCACCCCUUCUAUUUAUUUAUUUUCACAAGUGAUUUUCUGUAAAUGGAGCAGCUCCUGGUUCAAAGACAAAACAAACUGAUGCUGAGCCCUGUGCUGGCUGCAUUGUUGGGAGUACCCCCAGGCCUGUGUGGAUUUGGAGCUGGUGAGAUUAAUGGAUGCCUUUUCUGUGAUGACUUUUAUCCCUGCCUCCUCUUGUCCAUGGGAUGCUUGGUGUCUGUGCACUCCCAGCCAACAGAGCCAUAUGUAUUUACACACACAGGGGUUCAGGCAGAGACUGCUGCACCUCAGAGCAGUGCCUCACCCUGACUUGGGUUAUCCACUGUGUUCCAUGAGCACCUUGUGAGCGAGGACAGAAAUUCGGGAUUUGGUUGCUGUCUGAUCCCUGGAGUGUCUGCAGUGCAGAGAAAAGUCACCUUGUAGCUGCUUGUGAAAUGGUGCCCAAACUGAAGGUGUACAACUGAAACUGUGGAGCAGGGGAUGAGGUGCUAUUUUAUAGACCAGAUUUAUAUGAAGAGCAUCUGGGUAAAGCUCAGCUCAGAGACACCAGACUCCAGGACAGAUGACUUUUUAACAACGAGGCUGUUUCCUGGAACUGGGGAACAUCCAGCUUUUCACAAUGGUCACUUUCUUCAAUAAUGGCAACUUCACAUGGGAGGAGGGAGAGGAUUAAUAUGGAAGUUUUCAGCUCACUGUGCUGGGAGGGACCAAACUCAAGGAAACCUCUGAUCUAUAUACACAACUGCUGCAUUUUUUAUAAAUAUAUGUAAAUGUCCUAUUGUAAUAUUUGAUCCUGGAAAUAAAACAAACUGUUUUCAGUA
Molecule: messenger RNA, 6236 nt
Organism: Cinclus cinclus
Lineage: Eukaryota; Metazoa; Chordata; Aves; Passeriformes; Cinclidae
Gene: UBXN7
Product: UBX domain protein 7
Exons: 11
Coding region: 46-1515 (489 amino acids)
Biological process (GO): proteasome-mediated ubiquitin-dependent protein catabolic process
Cellular component (GO): nucleus
Molecular function (GO): ubiquitin binding
Source: RefSeq, a predicted model, not a curated record